Messenger RNA from Vidua macroura (Pin-tailed whydah), 416 nucleotides. It is a transcript of the gene SEC61G, whose product is annotated as SEC61 translocon subunit gamma. Gene Ontology annotation, cellular component: Ssh1 translocon complex; membrane. Lineage: Eukaryota; Metazoa; Chordata; Aves; Passeriformes; Viduidae. Gene Ontology annotation, biological process: post-translational protein targeting to membrane, translocation; protein targeting. Bases 114 to 320 code for a protein of 68 amino acids. Gene Ontology annotation, molecular function: transmembrane protein transporter activity. The record is from RefSeq and is a predicted model, not a curated record. The transcript is spliced from 4 exons.
AGGGGAAAAAAAACCUCCAAGUCAAGCCCCGCCCCCAAAACCCGUCCCGCCCGCUGCGGUGACGUCACGCGCUCCGCUGCUCAGUGCGACGUGUCCCUCGGCCGGCGGCAAUCAUGGAUCAGGUAAUGCAAUUUGUGGAACCCAGCCGUCAGUUUGUAAAAGAUUCCAUACGACUUGUUAAGAGAUGCACCAAGCCUGACAGGAAAGAGUUCCAGAAGAUUGCCAUGGCAACAGCAAUAGGCUUUGCGAUAAUGGGAUUUAUUGGUUUCUUUGUCAAAUUGAUCCAUAUCCCAAUCAACAAUAUAAUUGUAGGUGGCUGAAUAUUCAUCAUGAAGAAGACAGUUGUGACACCUGCUGCAAUGAUUUCACAGCUUUAAUUUGUUUGAUAUUAAACAAGCUCAGUUUGCGUUUUCAAA